AUGAUAGCCACAAGCCACGUAAAAGCUGAAAUCAGAUAUUGUGUUAUUAUUGCAGCAGAUAUGAGGCGAUUGCCACAAUAUCACCUCACUGCCACAAUAUCAACUCACUGCCACAAUAUCACCUCACUGCCACAAUAUCACCUCACUGCCACAAUAUCAACUCACUGCCACAAUAUCACCUCACUGCCACAAUAUCACCUCACUGCCACAAUAUCAACUCACUGCCACAAUAUCACCUCACUGCCACAAUAUCACCUCACUGCCACAAUAUCACCUCACUGCCACAAUAUCAACACACUGCCACAAUAUCACCUCACUGCCACAAUAUCACCUCACUGUCACAAUAUCACCUCACUGCCACAAUAUCACCUCACUGCCACAAUAUCAACUCACUGCCACAAUAUCACCUCACUGCCACAAUAUCACCUCACUGCCACAAUAUCACCUCACUGCCACAAUAUCAACACACUGCCACAAUAUCACCUCACUGCCACAAUAUCACCUCACUGCCACAAUAUCACCUCACUGCCACAAUAUCACCUCACUGCCACAAUAUCAACACACUGCCACAAUAUCACCUCACUGCCACAAUAUCAACUCACUGCCACAAUAUCACCUCACUGCCACAAUAUCACCUCACAGCCACAAUAUCAACUCACUGCCACAAUAUCACCUCACUGCCACAAUAUCAACUCACUGCCACAAUAUCACCUCACUUCCACAAUAUCACCUCACUGCCACAAUAUCAACUCACUACAUUUCAAAUAA
Molecule: messenger RNA, 768 nt
Organism: Biomphalaria glabrata
Lineage: Eukaryota; Metazoa; Mollusca; Gastropoda; Planorbidae
Product: nuclear pore complex-interacting protein family member B5-like
Exons: 2
Coding region: 1-768 (255 amino acids)
Source: RefSeq, a predicted model, not a curated record